Manduca sexta (tobacco hornworm) is the source of this 744-nucleotide messenger RNA. RefSeq lists its product as uncharacterized. NCBI's taxonomy places the organism in Eukaryota, Metazoa, Arthropoda, Insecta, Lepidoptera, Sphingidae. The transcript has 2 exons. The record is from RefSeq and is a predicted model, not a curated record. Bases 177 to 740 code for a protein of 187 amino acids.
CAAAUAAAAAUAACUUAAUAUACAACAUUAGAUACUACUUAGAAAAGCCUUGCGCUUACAGGGCUUUAUGUGGUACAGGUGUGUCACUGAAUUUUAUUUUUGCUCCCACCAGCUGCACCUCUAGAGAAAGCCAUAGCUACACCAAUGCUGAGCAUUGUAAAGGCAAAACAAGAAUAAUGGGCAAGAAAAAUAAGGAUAAAACCACCGGUGCUGUAGAUAUCGUAAGUGACACACGAACACAUAAGAAGAGAAAACAUGUAAAUACUGAUGUUUCUAAUGUUGUUAUAAAUGAACCAGCACCUGGAAAGAGAUAUAAAACAAAUAAAAAUAAUGUUGUUGCGAAUGAUACAAAGCAAGAUUCAGACGAAAGUAAACAGACAAAUAAAAUCGAUAAACAUUUGAAUGCGGAUAACACUGACGUCAAUCUUGUAAGUGAUUCAAAAAAAGCUAAAAGAAAGAAAAAGGAUAAAACUGUGGCUGCCGCUAAUUUGUCGAUGCCAAAAAAUAAGAAAAUUAUUUUUGACGAUGAUGGACAUGGUGUGGUAAAUUCUCUAAAACCCAAAGACGAAAAUGCCAAGAAGAAAAAGCAAUUCCUGUCAGGAGAAGAAGCUGCUGUAAAGGAAGAAGAGAUUGAUAAGUUUUGUGACGAGUUGGACGAAGAAGAUAAUGCACAGUUUGACAAUUGGGUUAAGUUAAUAGAGGAAAGGUUGCAUCCGACAAAAAAAAAUAAAACUAGUUAAUUAA